GAGAGAGAGAGAGCAAAAGAAAGAGUGGAUAGCCACUCUGGUGCACUCUGGUGGUUCCUGCAACAGCGUCACUGUUGCCUGAUCUCCAACAGUCCAACUCUGGCAUUGUCACUCAUGCAGAAGUCAGUGACAAACACGGCAAACUCCUCCGAGUCCCAGUGGAUGGAUUGAAAUGGAUGAGUUUUCUUUUCAAAAACUUUUUUUCACUCGACGUUCCCUGGAUUCUCAAAAGUGUUGCAACUCUGUGAACUAAUAUUGCCUGGACACUUUGGAAACAUCUUUUUGGAGAACAUGUUGCUGUACACACCAGAGGAACUUCCACAAACGUUCACGUCUCUGGAGACACGAAAAGCGACUUGAACUCUGCCAAACAAGACUGACAAGGUGUGAAAUGUAAGCUGGUCACGUCUAUUAAGUAAGGAAGCUUUUUGUUCAGAGUAGAUUUAUGGUGCUUCUAUAAAAAGGAAUUUCCUUAGUUUUGUUAUCUUUGACAUGAAAAUAUUUGUGUGACCAGGUUGAGCUGGUGAAUAAUGGAUGCUGGAAACCUAAGCAGCAACGGCACACAGUACAACACAACACAUCCCUACGAUGCGGUAGGACCCUGGAGCCUCAUCAUACUGGUCAUCAUCAUACUGACCACAGUGGUGGGAAACUUGCUGGUCAUCAUCGCUGUGUCUUGCACUUCACAGCUGCAGACGACCACAAACAUUUUCAUUAUGUCCCUGGGCUGUGCGGACCUCAUCAUGGGGGUCUUUGUGGUACCCCUGGGGGGCACUAUUUUGGUGACAGGUAAUUGGCUGCUCAGUGAAGAAUUCUGUAACAUCUGGACUUCUGUGGACGUCCUGUGUGUGACGGCGAGCAUAGAGACACUCUGCUGCAUAGCAGUGGAUCGGUAUAUAGCAAUUACGAGGCCACUCCGAUACAAGGUGCUGCUCAGUAAGUGCCGUGCUAGGAUAAUAGUUUGUUUAGUGUGGGUUUUGUCCUCCUGUAUUUCCUUCGUGCCAAUUAUGAACGGGUAUUGGCGAGAUGAUUCUCAGUUCGCCAGAGACUGCUACGAUGACAUUCAAUGCUGUGACUUUGUGACUAACAAGGUUUAUGCUAUUGGAUCUUCUACAGUGUCUUUUUACAUUCCACUGCUUAUCAUGAUAUUUGUGUACGCAAAAGUCUUCCUAAUAGCCACACGGCAGGUCAAGCUCAUAAGUAAGAAUCGCAUGCGUUUCCAGAGUGAGUGUCCAGCAGCCCAGAUGCAAGUUAGCACCCACAUCAACAAUGUUGUACCAGUGGGCUGUGCAGGCUCCAGCAGCUACAGCAAUGCAGUGCGGACCAAGAGCACCAAGCGCAGACCGUCACGGCUGAUGCUCGUCAAAGAGCACAAGGCCCUCAAGACUCUGGGUAUUAUCAUGGGGACCUUCACUGUGUGCUGGCUGCCAUUCUUCGUCGCCAACAUCAUCAUCAGUGUAUUACAAGACUAUUCCUCAGGGAGCACCUUGCGGCUGUUGAACUGGCUGGGAUACAUCAACUCGGGCCUCAAUCCCAUCAUCUACUGCAGGAGUCCAGAGUUUCGUACAGCGUUCAAGAGCCUUCUGGGCUGUCCAUGGGUCUCCACCAUGAGGCUCAAUACUUUGUAUAAAGAACUGCGGACUCGCUGCUCCUGCUUUCUGUGGCAGCCUGAGUCAGGCACAGACGGCAGCAAAUGUGAGGAGGCUUCCCCUGGUUCUCUGCAGUCCAACGGCGGGACACAGUUCAGUGACUUAUCUGAACCAGAGACACAAUACUUUACAUUGCAGGAAAACAACAUGUGAACUGUAAAACUACAAGCUACUGAAAGAGACUACUUUUCCGGCCGAUACUGUGAUUCCCACAAGGGCUGGGACCGAACGGCAGCAAGGACAAGCCAAAGAACAGUACAACUGGAGCGACUGUCGAGAGAAACAGCUGAUUUGGUCUGGACAGGAACUCUGUGGCUGCCUCUGUGAACGGGCGACAGACCGCUGCAACUCAGCACUUCACAGACAUAGGGUGACACGAACUUUGAGCCUCUCAAAGACUUUUCCUGAAUAAGACUUAACCGCAGGUUUUAGAUGCAUUCCAGUAAUCCUUUGGACGUGGUGUUUGUGGCCUGUGGUUUCAAAAGAGACAGCGUUAAAUACUUUUGUACAGUGUAUUAUCUGGUAAGUUGUCUUUUUAUGAUACACCAAAUCUCUAGCCAAAUCAAAAUAAAAAAAAAAAAAACAUUGUCUAGCUUAAUACAAGCUCAAAAUUCUGUAAAAGCAGUCUUCACUGUGCCGUGAAGAUAUAUUCCUUUUCAUGGCACAAACUCCUCAGUGUCAUAGCAGCUAAACCUAAGGGCUGUGCAUUCAAAUAUUCAACCCUGGUGUCUGUUUUCAGUAAUUUUUCUGUUUUGAUCCUUGACACUGUAUCUGCUCAAACUCAGCCAAAAAUGAAAAUGUGCUGUUAUCAUCUACUCGUCCCAGUGUCAGUGGAAAGUCAGGUGAAGUUCCUUGGUCCACAAAACAUUUUUGGAGCUUCACAAUAAAACAGUGCUGCAGCAUUCUCCUAAACAACUGAUGUGAAUACGGACUUGUUUUACAGCGUUUUAAGAGCAACUGAAAAAGUACAGUCUCCGAAAGUACCUGGAUCACAAAUUGACUUGAAAAGACGUUUUCACAGCCUUUUUAAAGCCGGAAUCGUAACCGUAGCCUUCACUUCACCUAAGCUUAAAGCAUGUGCGCACACAUAUAUGAAGUGGACGCACAAGCUCCACCACGUGUUGAGGGGUGUAAAUAGCGUCUUUUCAAAUCAGUUUAGGAUCUCAUCACUUCUAUGGACUUGGAUUACACUGGAUGAGCUGUAUGAAGCCAUUUUACAUUAUUUUACGUUUAUUUUCUACAUUUUCGAAUCUCCAUCUACUUCACUUGCUGCAAUGCUGUUUUACUGUGGGGGACCCAAAAUGUUUUGUGGAACAUGAAAGCUCACCUGACUUGGAGGAGAUCACAUAAUGACUGAAUUUUCAUUUUUGUUUGAAAUCUUCCUUUAAAUCCCAUUUUCUACCAUGGCUGUGGAUAUUCAAUUGGCUUGGUUUCUGAAUGGCUUGCUGUUAACAUCCCACAAGGACAACUCAAACAUAAUUCCUCAAACAGCAAACGAUCAACCAUAAAUCAGUUUAAAUUGUUCAAGGUCAAGGUACAGUAUUAUACGCUGCAGGUAACCAUAGCAAAACGCUCCUGUUAAAUGCUAUGCUGCUGGUAAAUUGUCUACAUAUUUUCAUUUGGCAAGCGGCAAUGUUAGUUCAAUAACACUGAAAUGUUUAAAUAAGGUAAAUAAUGGACUUGAUGCAGGAGGUAUUCCUAACCUUAUCCAUUGUCAGGACUGUGUUGUGCAUUACAUUACAUCACCUGUUGCAUUGAGAAAUAAAAUAUUAUAAAACUGUG
Messenger RNA from Acanthopagrus latus (yellowfin seabream), 3431 nucleotides. It is a transcript of the gene adrb3a, whose product is annotated as adrenoceptor beta 3a. Lineage: Eukaryota; Metazoa; Chordata; Actinopteri; Spariformes; Sparidae. Bases 531 to 1802 code for a protein of 423 amino acids. Gene Ontology annotation, molecular function: beta3-adrenergic receptor activity; norepinephrine binding; epinephrine binding. The record is from RefSeq and is a predicted model, not a curated record. Gene Ontology annotation, biological process: adenylate cyclase-activating adrenergic receptor signaling pathway; norepinephrine-epinephrine-mediated vasodilation involved in regulation of systemic arterial blood pressure. The transcript is spliced from 2 exons. Gene Ontology annotation, cellular component: membrane.